UUUACCUCCUCCUAGGCUGGGAGCUCUUGCAGGGCUGGGACAGAGCCUCAUUUGUCUUUGCAUGCCCCAUGCGCCCCACAGGAGAAACAAGAGGGGAGUCUGCUGUGCUCCUUCCACUCAUGCCUCCCUUCCUUUGAAGUUACCCCAGCCCCCGCCCCACUCCAGGUGCUUGGAGGUUGAUAGACGGGAGACUCCUUGGGUGACGCUCAGGUGUGUCACGAGCAGCGUCUUCCCCGCAGUGGCGACUUCACUGGCCUCCUCCUGUCUCCCCUCAGCAAUCCUCUGAGGAGGAGGAGGAGGCUGCUCCUCAGAGCCAGUCCCAAAGCCUGACUUGGGGGUAGGCAGAAGUGAAGCCAUAGAUCACGUGCCCUUCUGGGCCCCUCCGUGCGGGUUCUGGCUGUAGCCCAGCUUCUCCUUAGCGUCUCUCUUCCCCCACCUGGCUCCAGCCCGCAAAGCCCUGCCGGGUUCCUUCCAGCCAUCACUCAGCCCCAGGGAUGGCUCUGCAGGAUGUGUGCAAGUGGCAGGCCCCCGGCACCCAGGGACCAUCGCCUCACCUGCCUCAGGCGGGUGGCUGGGCCGUGCCCCCAGGCUGGGACCCUCAAACCUUCCUGCGGAUCCACGGCCCCAGGCUGGCGCAUGGCACCACCACGUUGGCCUUCCGCUUCCGGCACGGAGUGAUCGCCGCCGCCGACACACGGUCCUCCUGCGGCAACUAUGUGCAGUGUCCGGCCUCACGCAAGAUCAUCCCCGUGCACCAGCACCUCGUGGGCACCACCUCCGGCACGUCGGCCGACUGCGCCGCCUGGUACCGCGUGCUGCGGCGGGAGCUGCGGCUGCGGGCGCUGAGGGACGGUCAGCUGCCCAGCGUGGCCGGUGCCGCCAAACUCCUGUCGGCCAUGAUGUCCUGCUACCGGGGGCUGGAUCUGUGCGUGGCCACCGCGCUGUGUGGCUGGGACCGCUCCGGCCCUGCCCUCUUCUACGUCUACAGUGACGGCACCCGCCUGCAAGGGAACAUCUUCUCGGUGGGCUCGGGAUCUCCCUAUGCCUACGGCGUGCUGGACCGCGGCUACCGCUACGACAUGAGCCCCCAGGAAGCCUACGCCCUGGCUCGCUGCGCCGUGGCCCACGCCACCCACCGCGAUGCCUACUCCGGGGGUGCUGUAGACCUUUUCCACGUGCGGGAGAGCGGAUGGGAGUAUGUGUCCCGCAACGAUGCCUGUGCACUGUACUCGGAACUGCAGAAGCUUCCAGAGCCAGGGAAGGAGGAGGAGGAGGAGGCCCGCUGGGAUCAGCCUGAGCCAGUCACCCUGCACAGAGACUCCAGGAUGCCGGCGGGGACUGAGAUGCUGUGAGAAGCGGCAGGACUUGGGGGGGCCUAGGCCAAGGGAGUGGGGUG
This is a messenger RNA of Mirounga angustirostris (Northern elephant seal), 1396 nucleotides long. It is a transcript of the gene PSMB11, whose product is annotated as proteasome subunit beta 11. NCBI's taxonomy places the organism in Eukaryota, Metazoa, Chordata, Mammalia, Carnivora, Phocidae. Gene Ontology annotation, molecular function: threonine-type endopeptidase activity. Gene Ontology annotation, cellular component: proteasome core complex. Bases 495 to 1352 code for a protein of 285 amino acids. The record is from RefSeq and is a predicted model, not a curated record. The transcript has a single exon.